AGAUGUGGUCGAAAAGGGAUUGCAUGACGAAGCCGCAAAGAUACUACGAUCGAAGCGAGACCCUCUUCGACGCUUGAAACGCUUAGUGGUCGUUCUGCACAAGUACGAGGUGCCAAACUACGCAUAUCUGACCAACGAGACAUCGGAUGUUAUUCAGGCUGUUCAGUAUUACAAUGCCAGAAUUCGAGCGCAGUACAAGGCCUACGGGGAGCUGGUACCAAAUCCCGCCAUCGUUGUCUUCCCCCCUCAGGUGCUGCAUCUCCUCACGCCAGCGAUUCAUCACACGCUAGUAUGCAUAUCCCUCAAUCACUUUGUCCAUACGCAGCCAUCUGGCGCCGAUCGCGCAAUCACAAGUAUGAACCGAUCAAAGAUAUAUCAUCACCGAGGCGCUGCCUUGCGAUCACUGAGCGAGUACAUUGCACAGGACAAGACUAGGUGUUCGGACCUGACCAUCACCAGCAUCCUGAUGUUCAUGUGUCUGGAGCUCCAAAACCCUAGCUUCACGGACUGGCGUUCACAUGUCAACGGCAUGAAGCGGCUGAUUGACCUGCGGGGCGGACCUAAGCAGCUCAUGAAAGAUGCCCCUCAUCUAGUGCCAUCACUAGUGAUAUACCUACUCAUCAUUUCGCUCGCCAACACAUGCAGCCCAUCGUGGGACCAAGUCGACAUUACAGGCGCAAACGGGACGAUCAUCGAGGACUUGAGUAGCGUCUACGAUCUCAUCUUCCCAUAUACGCUAUGUCCCCGGGAGCUCUACAUAGAGAUACUCCAGAUUGGCCAGUUGCGUAGCAAGGCAUCUGCGGCCAUGUUGUUAUACGAUGCUGAUCCAGCGCAUUCUCUGGAGGCGCACGACCUGAUUGCUCGUAUUGAUGCAUUCUCUCCCGAGGACUGGGCGCAAGCCGGACCCCUCUACUCGGAAUGGCUGCUGAUGGGACAGAUUUACCAAGCUGCUGUAUCACUCUACUGCAGCAUGUCUCUGCAAUCGCUAACCGUGCUGCCGCCGAGCGUGUCGCUGCAGAAAGCGCAAGAAGAGAAGGGAAAUGUGCUUCUGAGCAGUGUGCGCAUUGCGCUCCAGGAUCCCAGGAUGGCCAGACACAUGGUUUGGCCUUUGGUGGUGGCAGGGGUCGAGGGCAUCCAUCGCAGCCAGGCGACAAAAGACUGGAUUGAGGCGAGUCUGGGAGAUCUUAGCAGGCUGCUAGGGACGAGCUGUCCGUUGAAGGCGUCCGCAGUGUUGAAGAGGUACUGGAAGAGCGGGGUAGCGGGAUGGGAUAGCUGCUUCGACCGGGCAUACGCAUUUAUCAUCUAG
Bipolaris zeicola 26-R-13 is the source of this 1306-nucleotide messenger RNA. RefSeq lists its product as uncharacterized. The record is from RefSeq and is a predicted model, not a curated record. The annotation marks the transcript as partial. The transcript has 4 exons. Gene Ontology annotation, biological process: positive regulation of transcription by RNA polymerase II. Gene Ontology annotation, cellular component: nucleus. NCBI's taxonomy places the organism in Eukaryota, Fungi, Ascomycota, Dothideomycetes, Pleosporales, Pleosporaceae. Gene Ontology annotation, molecular function: DNA-binding transcription factor activity; transcription cis-regulatory region binding.